This is a messenger RNA of Amoebophrya sp. A25, 9305 nucleotides long. The record is from the annotation of a GenBank genome assembly. NCBI's taxonomy places the organism in Eukaryota, Dinophyceae, Syndiniales, Amoebophryaceae.
AACAACAAGAUGGACGGGCAGUAUCAGAAUGGGUAUGGGGAGCGCCCUUCCCAGGUGCACGCCGGAGGCGGUGGCAACGAUAUGCAACUGCAGUCGACCUUUUUCACAGGAGGUGUUGCCCCUGACGGCGCUGGCAAUGAGAUGCAACGUCGGUCGUUAAGGGGGCUACAGUAUACAUAGCUGUGAAGCAAGGGGUGUAUCAACUUUACAUUAUUAAGAGGGUGGGACGAAGCUCCAUAAAAAGCAAGCUCCUUCCAUUAAACUGUCAGAUCCUACACUGAUCACAGGGAAUAUCUUCGUAUUAAUGUGAAUAUCACGACCUGUUUCAGGAAUACUCCUGCUUAGGUCUGUUUUUUGUCUCCUCACGUAGGGAUAAUAGUCCCAAACCGCCUACUUUAGAGUAGAGAAGUGGACGCCGACACAGAUGGGGAAGGUGAUGGAUUGUAGUGCGUUCUAAUGACGCAGUCGACAGUUGCGGGAGGUGUUGCGGAACCGGAAAUGGGGCGAACGUCGGUUAAGAAAAGGAAUUGACUACUUUUUAUCUGGUUCUGUCUCGUCUGGUUCUCGUACUUAUAUGGUUACUAGACGUUAAAAGUCGGUGUGAAAAAAGUACUUAUGUGGUUACUAGACGUCAAAAGUCAGUGUGAAAAAAGUACUUAUUUGGUUACUACACGGCAUUCAAGAAAGAUAUCCUCUGUUGCUGUAGAGAAGGUAAGUUACUAAGGGGAUUUCUGAUGAGUUACUAAGUAUCAUUCACUCCUGUAAUCAACUAAGGGGGUCCCUGAAUGAUUUUCGCGAAGUGUUGGCAUGAAUAAGUAACACCGAGUCGUGACGCUCUAAUCAAUCGGCUUCUGCGGUCGGCUCGCAGAAUGGCGCUGCUUUCAUUUAAGAGAGUCUCAAAAAGACAGGCACUCUCUCUAGAGAGAAAGACAGGCUUGCUUGUUAGAGAGUACAAGUGUACAAGUACACAGGAGGGUUUCUCACUAGAGAUUACAAGUACACAGGAGGUUUUCUUCCUCUGGGAGGUUUUCUUCCUAUCGUAUUAUAAUUUGUUUUCAGUAGCAUUUUGAAAACAGUAGCAUUGCGUCCCUUUCAACAAUAGGAGUUGUAGACAACUACAGGAUUUCUUAUUCAUCUGUACUUGCAGCAGGUCCGUGCCCUCUUUAGCUCCCUAUAUAUAAGAGUAAUAAUUCUCCGCGUGAGGCGUGUGAACCAAAGAGGGAGAUAUUCCCUUGAGUUAGAGGCCAAGCAUGCGCAACAUUUACACGAUUGGAUCCUUCUAAAGCAUUCUAGGGGACGCGGAUGGAGCCCCUGUUGCGCCUAUGGUUAAGGCACCGCGAAAAUGAACAAAUAGGAUAUAAAACCUUCUAGACUAUAGUGUUGAGUUCGUUGCAAAACUCCUCGAUGGACACCUCAGAAGUCACUGUGAUUCACUGACUGACUGACUGACUGGCUGACUCGGUAGUCUUUGACGUAAUUCACUGAAUAUUGACCCACACGGUGUGUACUGGUGAGGGAGAAGCUGUCUAAUCCUGAAGAUACAGAUGACGACGAUGACGGCACGAUUUUGUCCGUCCCCAAGUGGCUGUUUUUAUGGCAAUAGUCCAACGUGCCGUCUCCUCAUGUAACUUCCUCUUGGUAUUCUACAACACGUCGUGGUCCUCCUCUUCUGCAUCUAUGUAAGUCGGCUCUUCCGCCUGCUACUUCAGGGGGACCCAUUCCUAUCCUAUCAUAUCCUAUGUAAAACCCAUGGAAGAACUUCAUCUACUUAUGUAAAAGAACGAACAACGGCGCCUUUUUUCAUAUCCUUGGUGCGUUCUGGUGUUGAUGGUCACGGCGAUGAUUUUGCUGAUAACCUUGUUGUCUCUCGAAUGCUGCGGAUCAUCCGAGAAAGCCAAUUAUGUUGAGAGAAAUUCACGGGCUUUCGGCUUUCCGUCAUCGGGAUAAAGUUUCCUUAGCUAGUCCGUAUUUGGGUUGAAGUAAGUAUCUUUAAGUAGUCCGUAGUUGGGAUGAAACAACAGUUGCAGCGCCUCUAGAGUAGGCACAAGCAUCAUCACCAUCACCACCACCACCAUCAUGAUCACCAUCAUCAUGAUCACCAUCAUCAUGAUCACCAUCAUCAUGAUCACCAUCAUCAUGAUCACCAUCAUCAUGAUCACCAUCAUCAUGAUCACCAUCACCAUCACCACCAUCACCACCAUCACCACCAUCACCACCAUCACCACCAUCACCAUCACCAUCACCAUCACCAUCAUCCUCCCCAGUGGGUGCGCCUCUCGUCCGCAGUUCGGCUUGCCUGAGGAUCUUGAUCUACUUGUCUCAAUCUUUUCUAUCUUGUUCUCUAUACUCCGUGACUUAUGAUCCACUCGUGUCCUAUCAAAAUCAAAUCCAUCGGAGCUAAAUGACAUGACAAGGAUACUAUCACACCGUGUGACAGUAUUUUUGCUAUCAUAUCAGUGUCAUGACAGCAAUGUUGAUCAACAUAAGACGCAGAGAAGUUAGCGGCGUGACGCCAAAGAGUUGCCACCUUGUUCACCUUUCUUAAUACAGUUACAGAGAAUUAAAACACGCGGAUGCAAUGAGAAAAGCCGACCUCCAUAUCCUAUUCUAUUGUUGUUGUAGCCUAUUCUAAGUAUCCUAUUCUCGAAAAUGACGAUUAGCCUAUUCUAAGUAUCCUAUUCUGUACUGUUCUAUCCUAUUGCCCUAUCCUAUCUUGAGUAUUGCUGUACGCUUACUUAUUCUAUCUCCUGUGUAUCUUGUCGGGUACGUUGUGCCACCCUAUCCUAUCCUACCCUAUCCAGCCUGAUGGCGUCAGUCUUCAAUGAUGCAAUUAUCCACCUAGCUAGCAUAUCCCGUCCUACCUCAUGGCGUCACUCUUGAAGAGCCAUGGCAAUUAUGAGUCUCUUUGUCCUCUAAGAAAAAAAAAAAUCUGGAGUGGGGGAGCGAGCGGCAUUAAGAGGGAGGGGCCAACUAUUAGGAGGAGCUGACCCACGGCAUGGGGAGCUCGCUACUGCAACAGGCGGGGGAGGUCUUAAGGCUCAUAUUCAUCCUACGUUCAUCUCUCCAAUCAAAGGCUGUAAGAAAAAGAAUGAGAUCGUUUUCCCACAACUUGCUGGUGAAGGUGGAGAAAACUGUAAAGCAACUCAUACAUACAUCAAGCGGGAAACAGCUGUCAGUUAUUAUUAAUUUUCGUUACAACGUAGCGGACAAAAAAAGAUUGUUGUCUGCUAUGAGGUCUGCGAUGCUUGGAGAAGCCCAUCUCAAUAUCAAAGACCAUCUCUCAGGGAGUAUUUUUCCAACUAGUAGAACUAAUUGGGACACCACGAUGGUGAUUUUAUUUGGUUUCUUUUCGCUUCCUAUGUAAGCGGGCUCCGCCACUAAUGUUUAACCACGUACGUCGUAGUACAUGGUCACUUAAUAAAUCUGGGCUACAGCACUAAUACUCAUAAAAGGAGAAUAUCUAUCAAAUUUCACGUGUUUUUACCAUCUCGUAACACAGCUGACAUGUCCUAGACUAACCUCCUUACCUAAAGACCUACUUAUAAUGUAUAUCCUAACCUCACCUAACCUAUUAUGUAUGACCUAACCUUACCUACAUCCCUGAGGCAUUUUCGAGAAGUGAGCCCCGGGAAUGUGAAGGUAUGCCCUAACCUAACCUAUACUGUAUGUCCUAACCUAACCUUACCUAACCUAUACUGUAUGUCCUAACCUAACCUUACCUAACUUAUAGUGUAUGUCCUAACCUAACCUUACCUAACCUAUAGUGUAUGUCCUAACCUAACCUUUCUUAUCUUUCCUACCUAAACUAUACUGUAUGCACGAACCUUAGAUAGGUGGCCAUUCUCUAAAGCUGGAGGCACACAUGGGAGCGAGGAUGGGUUGUUGCGCGAGGUGGCAACGCAGUGGCGCGACUCGGGGAAGCUCGAGGACGCGAAAAAGGAAUUAAGGAAAAAGAGAGUACUCCUUAAGCGCCUUGACCUCGGUCAUGUUCACUAUCAGAACUGAUCUCUUGCGGCACUAGGGACGGCGCUAUCAGGCAUACACACACACACACACUGCAGCCGUCUGCCUCUUUCCUUCCCCUCUGUUUGGACUGUACCCCCAGACUGGGUUAGCUUACUGCCACUCCGACUCCUACUAUUCGAAAACUCAAAAUAACCGAGUUACUGACUGAAAUAAGGGAGGUAGCUGAACAGCAAGGCUACUCUUCCUUCUCGUCAGUAUCUCGGUUAUUCUGAUCAGUUACUCGCUUAUUUCUAAGAAAGAAAAAGGGGAGCUUGAUAGGUUUCGACUGUAAAUCACAUGAAUUGACUCAGAUGGAUUAAUUGAGUACGCGCAACGACUGAACUGUCGUCGUGCUUUCUCGUUUGAGUUGUUUUUGGUGCCUGGCCGUCGUAUAUAGAGGGAAAAAGUGGCCGCGUAUAUAGAGCAUCGAGAGAGAGGUCUAAUAUUGGAAAUAUCCAAAGAGUGCGGUAAAGACGGGGCGAGUAAGUGGGGCCAAGUCAAAAAGCAGAUGGACGAAAUGGUGAAGGCGGAAAUGAGCCCAAAAGAGAAGGUGGUGAAGGCUUUUGUAAUCGCAGAAGCAUUUACGGUUUCCACUCGUCGUACUCUAGUAUUGGUGUAGUCCUACUAGAUUGUUGUAGUUUUACAUGGUUGUAGUUUUACAGAAUACCUUUUGUUUUUUAUAGAAGGAUCUUCGCUUGGAUUCUGAGGCUCUUGAGAUUGUUCUUGUUGUAGUCUGAGUUCCGAUAGUCAAUCUCAAAUAGAGUAGGCUCAGAACAAAGACGAGGAGGUAGUAGUAUGUACCUCCUACCCCAUGAGUGUAGUAGCAUGUACCUACCCCAUGAGUGUAGUAGUAUGUACCUCCUACCCCAUCAGUGUAGUAGUAUGUACCUACCCCAUGAGUGUAGUAGUAUGUACCUACCCCAUGAUGAAUGUUCGCCCAAUCACUACUGCUACUAGUCCUACUACAGCUAACUACUACCCAUUCGCUCCGUACUACCGCUAACUACUACAACCUCUACUACUCCUAUUCCCACUAUAUCAUUAUUGUAGUUUUGUUGCCUACUCUUAGUAUUUUGUUGUAGUUUUGUUGCCUACUCUUAGCAUUUUGUUGCAGUGACAGCUCUCCAUCAGAGCUUUGUUCCAGAAAUAUAGAUGCGUAGUUAUGCAACUAAUUAACUAUCUUCUAUACCCCCAGAAUGGGCACACUAUUACUACUACUUCUACUAAUGCUACUACUUCGACUACUGCUACUACUACUACUACAGAAGUAUAGAUGUUGAGCGUGCUCUAAAGAGAGCUAUGGCGAGGGCAAUGUGGGACCAGCGGCAGGGACUAAGGAGCAGCUUGUGGAGAAGCUGACGGUUCCCGCGGGUGGCACGGAUGAUACCGUCAUUAUGAUGGAUAAGUAAAAGUUGGUAGUCCUUCUGCGGCUGCACAUGUUCGCCCGAUGAUGCAGGUCACACUGCGGGGAAAAAAGCGUUGUCCUGUGGAGGCAACCUGAGUGAUUGCUUGACUGAUUGAGUGGUUGACUGAAUACUAAUGGACUACCUCUAAGCCUACAUGAAUAGGGAAUAACGCGAGAAAGUAAGCUGGAGAGUAAGUAAAAUGGGGAGUACAAGUACAGUUGGGUCAGCGUUGGUAAAAUGAGAGUGAGUAAAAUUGGACGCUAAGCCUAAAUCUAGACUGACGAGGGUGGGGAUAGCGUUUCAUUCCGUAGUCGACUAGGGAAAAUUGGGGAGUAAAGGGUGGGAAUAUCGUGUUAUUCGGUGGUCGUCACAACAAAUGCGAGAAUAUGCUACUGCUAUUACUGCGAUUGCUAAAGGCAUCGCAAAGCUUAUCUUCAACUCUCUUGAAGAAGUAAAAGCUAGUUAUUAGAGGUUUUAAGUCUUAUAAACUGUUCAUUUUAUCAUGGUAAAUUUGAUAAUAAGCAGAUAUUGGUGAUUAAGCUUCUUAAGAGCCCCAAUGCGAAGACCACUUAGCCAACAAAUCUAGUUAAAGCGUUACUGAAAUAGUUAUUAAGACUGAGUAUAGUUAUUCAGACAACAUCUCUACUUACUACUAUAGGUAAUGCAACAUCACUCCUAGACAUGCGACCCUUGUUCUAAAGUAGUCACAGAGCUUUUUCCUCCUGUGACGGGUGCUGUGGGCAUCGCGGAAACGGUGGCGGAGCAAGCUUGGGCUGUGAUCGACAGCUUUCGGAACGCAGAAGGCGGAAAAUUUAUGGGUAGAUGAUUAUUUGCGAAGCGCCUUUCUUUUUGUUUUUCUAGUUAAGGGUCCACUGAAAGAGUAGACUAACUAGCGAACAGGAUGAUCUUGACAGGCUUACUAGAAUAUAGACUUACUAGAACAUUAGAGUAGGGAAAGAAUUAUUGUAGUCAGAAUUAGUAGAAUAUUAGAGUAGAUAAAGAAGUAUUGUAAUCAGAAUAGUUGAUGAAGAAAAAGAAUAGGGUACUAUGAUUAGAAUAGUUGAUGAACAAAGUCAAAGAGAAUCGAGUAUUAUAACUAAUAGAAGAACUUCUACAUGAGUUGACGAUGAUGAAAAAUGAAUUGUCUCACCAAUAAUAUUAUCUUCUCAUGAAUUAUAUUAAGAGUGGACGUACGAGUCAUCGACCUCCACUUAUGUCUCGAGACUCUCAGGACUCUCAUUCUAGCAUGUACAUCCGAGGAGUAUACUAGUAUGUAUUUCUCAGGAGUCUCAUUCUAGUAUAUAAGUAUGUAUUUCUCAGGAGCAUCGUAGUAUGUACAUCUAAGGAGCAUCGUAGUAUGUAUUUCUCAGGGCGAUCAUUCACUCAUUCACUCACCCACUUACUCGCUCACUCACUCACUCACUCAUGAGUAUCGUAGUAUGCACAUGUCAGGAACAGACCUCCCUUAUUAGGAAACCUUGCGCAUAAAACUAGGGAAACUUGAGUCGUUUCCUUCUUAUUCCUUGCUGUAGAUAAUAACUUCUCGCGAUUUUUUUAUCUAACAACCAUCUCUAGAGAGGCUCAUCCUCUUGGGUGAAAGCUCUAAAAGCAUAGCAGACAGUCAGGGUGUGAAAGAUGCUGUUAACGCGCUGGCGGGUGCAUUGAAGGGCACUUCUGCUCGUCCCGAUACAGGUGGUGGAAGUCAAGGUGGGGACGGUCAACGCCAAGGUGGUGGUGAAGGUGGGGACGGUCGACGCCAAGGUGGUGGUGGUAAAGGUGAUGGUGGUGAUGGUGAAGGAGGUGGAGGUCCAAGUGAUGCUGGUGAUGGAGCCGAAGCCGCGGCUGCCGCUGCCAAGGCCAAGGCCAAGGCCAAUGAAGAAGAAACCAAACGAAAAGAAGAGGAAGCCAAACGAAAAGAAGAGGAAGCCAAAAGACAAGCAGAAGCCGAACAAGAAGAAGAAGUCGAACAAGGAGGCAGUGGUGGUGGUGGGCCAAACCCUGGGGGAGGACUAUCACCAGGCCCCGAAGAACCAGCACCCCCCGAAGAACCAGCACCCGAAGAACCAGCACCCGAAGAAUCAGCAAGCCCCGGAGAACCAGCAAGCCCCGGAGAACCAGCAAGCCCCGGAGAACCAGCAAGCCCCGGAGAACCAGCAAGCCCCGGAGAACCAGCAAGCCCCGGAGAACCAGCAAGCCCCGGAGAACCAGCAAGCCCCGGAGAACCAGCAAGCCCCGGAGAACCAGCAAGCCCCGGAGAACCAGCAAGCCCCGGAGAACCAGCAAGCCCCGGAGAACCAGCAAGCCCCGGAGAACCAGCAAGCCCCGGAGAACCAGCAAGCCCCGGAGAACCAGCAAGCCCCGGAGAACCAGCAAGCCCCGGAGAACCAGCAAGCCCCGGAGAACCAGCAAGCCCCGGAGAACCAGCAAGCCCCGGAGAACCAGCAAGCCCCGGAGAACCAGCAAGCCCCGGAGAACCAGCAAGCCCCGGAGAACCAGCAAGCCCCGGAGAACCAGCAAGCCCCGGAGAACCAGCAAGCCCCGGAGAACCAGCAAGCCCCGGAGAACCAGCAAGCCCCGGAGAACCAGCAAGCCCCGGAGAACCAGCAAGCCCCGGAGAACCAGCAAGCCCCGGAGAACCAGCAAGCCCCGGAGAACCAGCAAGCCCCGGAGAACCAGCAAGCCCCGGAGAACCAGCAAGCCCCGGAGAACCAGCAAGCCCCGGAGAACCAGCAAGCCCCGGAGAACCAGCAAGCCCCGGAGAACCAGCAAGCCCCGGAGAACCAGCAAGCCCCGGAGAACCAGCAAGCCCCGGAGAACCAGCAAGCCCCGGAGAACCAGCAAGCCCCGGAGAACCAGCAAGCCCCGGAGAACCAGCAAGCCCCGGAGAACCAGCAAGCCCCGGAGAACCAGCAAGCCCCGGAGAACCAGCAAGCCCCGGAGAACCAGCAAGCCCCGGAGAACCAGCAAGCCCCGGAGAACCAGCAAGCCCCGGAGAACCAGCAAGCCCCGGAGAACCAGCAAGCCCCGGAGAACCAGCAAGCCCCGGAGAACCAGCAAGCCCCGGAGAACCAGCAAGCCCCGGAGAACCAGCAAGCCCCGGAGAACCAGCAAGCCCCGGAGAACCAGCAAGCCCCGGAGAACCAGCAAGCCCCGGAGAACCAGCAAGCCCCGGAGAACCAGCAAGCCCCGGAGAACCAGCAAGCCCCGGAGAACCAGCAAGCCCCGGAGAACCAGCAAGCCCCGGAGAACCAGCAAGCCCCGGAGAACCAGCAAGCCCCGGAGAACCAGCAAGCCCCGGAGAACCAGCAAGCCCCGGAGAACCAGCAAGCCCCGGAGAACCAGCAAGCCCCGGAGAACCAGCAAGACCCGCACGACCAACACCCGCACGACCAACAACACCAUCCGCAGAACCAGCACCCGAACCACAGCCGGCAGCACGUCCUGUUACGGCUUGAUGGUUUGUUCUUUGCUUUAUAUCAGUUGCAAACUUAUUGCCAUCGAGUACAAGAGCGAGAGGUCUCUGCAUGGGUUUUGUACUGAGUGUAGUGAAAUUUCGUCUACAACAAGUCACUCAGAUGGCAGUUUUUGUUUUUUUUCGAGAUGCAUUUCUAGUAUAUAAGAAAGCCCACCGAUGCAGGACAAGUAUAGACACGUGGAUAAGACGAUGGAAAAGUGAAUAAAAUGCACGGCUAUUUCGGUCUCUCGUGGUUAGUCUGAAAAAAACAAAUGAAAAGAAAAGAGAUUCAUUAGACCGUCAUUUACUCCGCAGGCCCAUGAACAUGACCACCAAGGUUAGUCUGCAACGCAUACAGAUGUUCAACAUUGCACAGGACACUUCUAAUCAUGAAGAUGUGUCCGGUCCAGAAAGUCGAGAUCCGGCGUCAGCGGCUCUAG